UGGUCUUGCCAGUGGUAUGCUGCCAACACUCACUGCUCUCCUCUGCCUCGGGCUAUGUAUGAGCCAGAGGAUAAACACUGAAAAACAGACUCUCCCAAAACCCCUCAUCUGGGCCAGUCCCAGGAACAGGGUUAGAAAAGGACACCCGGUGAACAUCUCGUGCCAGGGGGCUCAGAGUGCUUCUGAAUAUCACCUGUACUUUGAAGGAAGCCUUUUUGCCAUGGAGAAACCAAAGCCGUCUAGAUCAAUGAGUGCAGUCACGUUCUUCAUUUCACAUAUGACCUCACACACUGCAGGGAGAUACAGCUGCUUCUAUCAGAGUGGGGAGCUCUGGUCAGAGUUCAGCAACACCCUGCACCUGGUAAUGACUGGUCUGUAUGACACACCCAACCUCUGGGUUCAUCCAGGGUCUGCAGUAGCCAUAGGGGAGAAUGUUACCUUCUCCUGCCAGUUGAAGAGUGCAACAAACAAAUUCUUUCUGCUCAAGGAGGGAAGAUCUAACCAUGUCCAGCACAGAUACGGGAACACCCAAGCAGAGUUCCCCAUGGGCCCAAUGACCAGAGCCCAGAUAGGAACAUACACAUGUUUUGGCUCUUACAACGACUAUACAUGGUCUUUCCCCAGCAAGUCAGUGCAUCUAUUCAUUGCAGGAGAUGUUGGCAACACCAGCCUUGCACCCACUGACGCUACUUCUUCUUUUGAUUAUUUGGAGUUCAACCUUUCAACCAAAGAAUCAGGAUUACAGACAGACUCUGCCUUGUGGGAUCACACAACCCAGAAUCUCGUUCGGAUUGGUCUGGCAUGCAUAGUCCUGAUGGGUCUAGUCUGCCUUUUGGCUGAAGACUGGCUCAGUAAGAAGAAGGAUAAAGAGGGAACCAACAUAUUAGCAAGUAGGCGAUGCCGGAAAAGAUGGAGAGUGCAACGUUUCCUUGAAGAGUAGCAAAAGGCUGCAAUAUCUACGAGGGAACUGAAGGCAAGUUCUAGUCCUGGGCCCUUGUGCGCUCUAUGGCCCCUGCAGGAAGAGAGAGGUCUUUGACGGAAUGAAGGGCUAGUGUCACCAAGUUUGGCAAAAUGUCCUAAAACACAUGCUGAGAUGAAAUCUUUAAUUUUCUACUAUAGACAAACUCUUGCUGUCUCUGUUAGGCUUUAGGUACUUUAAUGCUUAUUUACUGCAAGCUAUAUAUUUAACCACUCUGGUCUUUCCUAGAAAUAGCUACCUUCCAACGUAAUGCCCAUGGGAAUAUUUCCUUACUACAUUGGUUUUUAUCAGUUUCUUUUUAUUUUAUUUAUUUAUUUUAUGUGUGUGUUUUUCAAACAGUUAUGUCUGUGUACCAAAUGUGUAGCUGGUGUCAGAUCCCUGGGGACUUGAGUUACAGAUGGCUACGAGCUGCCAUUUGGGUGCUGGGAAUUGAACCCAAGUCCUCACACAAGUGCUCUUAACCAUUGAGACAUAUCUUCAGCUCUAUCUUCAAUUUAUUUUAAGCUGUAUGUGCACACAUAUGCUAUAUCUCUCAUAUGAAGGUCAGAGAACACCUUUAUGGGGCCAGUUUUCUCCUUCCACUUUUUAACAAUUAUUUCUUUUUUGAUAUUAUGAUGUAAUUACAUCUUUUCCCCCUCCUUUUCCUCCCUUCAAAU
Molecule: messenger RNA, 1635 nt
Organism: Psammomys obesus (fat sand rat)
Lineage: Eukaryota; Metazoa; Chordata; Mammalia; Rodentia; Muridae
Gene: Ncr1
Product: natural cytotoxicity triggering receptor 1
Exons: 7
Coding region: 17-940 (307 amino acids)
Source: RefSeq, a predicted model, not a curated record